Molecule: messenger RNA, 927 nt
Organism: Rotaria socialis
Lineage: Eukaryota; Metazoa; Rotifera; Eurotatoria; Philodinida; Philodinidae
Source: the annotation of a GenBank genome assembly
AUGUCGGUGAAAAUUAAUUCCGCUGAUUCAGCUCGGGUUCUGGUCGGUAUGCCAUUUAUUAAUACCGUCUUUUUAUUUGUUGUUAGCAACAAUGGUUCUAGUAUAAGCUUAGCCAGCUCUGGGAGCAAUGGUCAAUAUGUUGGUUGCGGCAAGAGUGUGGCCUGGUUAACGAGUUCUCAAGCAGCAGUUCUUGUCUCAACCUAUUCACUUGACCAUUCUACAUGGUAUUCAUCAAAUAUUUACCUUUAUACAUCGUUGACUACCACCACAAUACCUUCAUCAUAUUCAUCAUUGAUACCAAAUAUUCAACAACAAUUACCGUCAACGAUCAGUUCUCAACUUAUUCAAGCAGUAUCAACUCCAGAGUCUCUUGCUGUACUUGAUGUGAAUGGAAAUAUUCUUCUAAUUUUGGCCACACCAGCAGGUACCUAUGCAGCAACCUCUGUCAGUAGUUUGUCGGGUACUGCUUCAAUACCCAUGGUCAGUAGCUCUACCGCAUGCAUCGCAGGUACCUACAAAUCAAGUUCUGGUAUUCAUCCAUGCUCGCUCUGUCCGAGUGGCACACGAAAUCCUGGUGGUGGGCCAUGCAUAUCAUGUAUAAAUUGUUCCUCGAAUAGCUUUUGCUCAUGGGGCGCUGUGUUUGAAGUCAAUGAAACGUAUCUUACUUCUCAGUCACAGGCCUAUGCAUAUCCUCGCUCACCUGAGCUGACUGCAUAUGAAGAUAUCGUUUUAUCAAACUCGUUUGCCAUCGGUUCGACAUCUCAUUGUAUUGUCGCAUCGCCUCUCUUUUGGGCAUUAAUCGUUGGAGGCGUUGGUGUAAUCAUAGUUAUUGCUAUGAACACACUCCAUUUUUUCUCCACCCGCAAAAGAGUGAUAAAUGGCGAAGAACUAUCAAGAAAAUAUUUCGACAAACGGACCUUAUCGUAA